AUCCCGGAAUGACUGGAUUACAUGAACACAUCCGUGAGGCGUGUUUACCUGAAUAAUCUACGUGGACAACUCAAAUUACGCACAUUUUGCUCAAAUCUUCUUUAUUAUGUUAAUAUAUGUUUAUAUAACACAGGAAGUAGGUGUGACGGAGCAGGUAAACAUGCAUCAUUGUUGUUGAACAGCCGAGUGAGUGGCUACACCUACAUGAAGUCACAUCGACUGUACGAAACACGAUUAUUCAUAUAUUUGUGGAAUCUCUAGUGGUUAGAUGCAAGUCCUGUGUGUGCUGCUGUGCCUCGGCCUGGUGGCGGCACUGCAGCCGAAGCAGCAGGCCAAAAAACAGCAGUUCAGACCGGCUUCGGGUGUCAUACACGGGCAGCAGUGGGUGAUGGAGAGCUGCAAGAGCCUGUCAAUCCUCCUGAAGCAGAAGAACUCUGCAGUACAGAAGCUGAUUGCGGCCGAAGCGAUGGUGCAGCGAGACCAGACUCUGUCGCCUGCGGAGAAGCUGUUCCGUGUGCACACGCUCGAGGUGUUACAGAGAGAACUGAACGAGAGCGAGCAUUCGCUGUUUCAGGCCGUGGAGGGGCUGCAGAGGGUGUUGAAGGGAAACUUCAGAGACGUGGUGAACAUGAAGGAGACCAGCAGACAGAGACUCGAAGCCCUCAGAGAAGCUGCUAUCAAGGAGGAACAAGAGUAUGUGGAGCUGGUUGCAGCUGAGAAACACCAGCAGGAGGCACUGAAGGAGGUGCAGGACAAGAAUAAAACCCUCUCCAUGCUGGACGAGAUCCUGGAGGAUGUGAGGAAGGCUGCAGACCGUCUGGAGGUGGAGAUCGAGGACCAUGCCUUCGACAACAACAAACAGAUGAAGGGAGUGAAUGUUGAGGCCGUUCUGAGAGUGGAGGAGGAUGAGCAGGACAGUAAGAGGAAGAACAUGUCCAGACAGGUGGACAAAGGCAAUCUGGGUCUCAGCAUGCUGAUAGAUUCACAGAAUAACCAGUAUGUGCUGACCAAACCCCGAGACUCCACCAUCCCCCGCGCUGACCACCACUUCAUCAAGGAUCUAGUGUAUGUGGUGAUGUUGUCUCUGCCGUGUGGAUGGAUGUGUACACUGAUGGGUCUGCCGCCCAUGUUUGGGUACAUUAUCUGUGGAGUUCUGCUCGGCCCAUCGGGACUCAACAGCAUUAAAUCUAUGGUGCAGGUGGAGACAUUAGGAGAGCUGGGUGUGUUCUUCACUCUGUUUGUGGUCGGUCUGGAGUUUUCACCUGAACGACUCCACAAGGUGUGGAAGAUCUCUCUUCAGGGUUCUGGAUAUGUGACUCUGCUGAUGGUGGGCUUUGGUCUGGUUUGGGGUCAGCUGCUCGGCCUUCACCCCUCACAGACCGUCUUCAUCUCAAGCUGUCUGUCUCUUUCCAGCACUCCUCUGGUGUCUCGCUUCCUCGCCGGAGGAUCCAGAGGAGAGUCAAAAGAGGGUGAGCUGGAUUACAGCAGUGUGUUACUGGGCAUGCUCGUCAUGCAGGAUGUGCAGCUGGGUUUGUUCAUCGCUGUGAUGCCCACAUUAAUUCAAGGAGGAAGUGAAGACACAGACAGCGUUCUGAUGGAAACGUUGCAUGUUGUGGUUCUUCUGGCUCGGGUUCUGGUGUCGUUAGCAGCGGUUCUGCUCAUGUGUUGGGUGCUCAGGUCUCAUCUGGUUGGUCCGUUCUACAGAAAGUUGCAUGCGGAGAGUAAAGGGAACAAGGAGAUACUGGUGCUGGGCACCACUGCGUUUGUCUUCCUCAUGCUCACUGUAACAGAAUUUAUGGAUGUGUCUAUGGAGUUGGGCUGUUUCCUGGCAGGAGCGCUGCUCUCCUCACAGGGUCACAUGGUCACUACUGAGGUCAUGAGCUGUAUUGAACCAAUCAGAGAUUUCCUCGCUAUCAUCUUCUUUGCAUCUAUUGGGUUACACGUGUUCCCAACCUUUGUCCUGUACGAGUUAACCAUCCUGUUAGUGUUGACCUUAUCACUGGUAAUUAUGAAGUUUAUAAUGGCGAUGUUGGUGCUGUCUGCUAUUCUUCCCCCGAGCUCAAGACACAUCCGCUGGGUGGUGUCUGCUGGGCUGGCCCAAGUCAGCGAGUUCUCCUUCGUUCUGGGCAGUCGUGCACGGCGGGCAGGCAUUAUCUCCCGCGAGGUGUAUCUGUUGGUUCUCAGCGUCACCACUUUAAGUCUCCUCCUGGCACCCGUGUUAUGGAGAGCCGCCACGCACAAAUGCAUUCCCCGAGCCGAGAGAAAACCGCUCACUUGACCGAAACAGAAGUGAGCGCACAACAGAAGAGCUCUCGUUGAGAGAACAAAGCAUUAGCACACAUUAACUGUUUCUCUCCUGGUCGAACACAGGAGGUGUUAGAAUGAAACCCAGUUGGGUUCUAAUACUCAAGGUGUGUUCACAUUAAAUGCAUCAUAUUGAUGACAAACACCGUUUAUGAGAAACAAAAGGGCAGGUACUGAAAUUUAAAGGGUCGUUCUAUGAAGUACUUUCCAAAGCAUGCAAAAACAAAAGUUAUGUGAGUUGCUAUGUAUAAUAUUAUUUGAUCAAACACUAUUUAUUUCUGUAAUAGGUGCCUUGAAAUGAUGUCAACAGACAAUCCUAAUAAUGUAGCUGUUAUCAUGUCAAAUAAACACGUGUUGAAUACAAGCACAAGCUCAUUUUGCACUACAGAACACAAACAGGUGUUUAUGAUAAAGAUGAACAUGUUCUCUAUUAAUUGUGUACAGGAAACAUUUGUUUGACUGUUUUCACAGCAGAAGAUAUAAAGACAUUCCCGCUGAAGCUGUAUUUUAAGCACAAUCGAGCAGUUCAUAAUUGUAAUGACAACCAACUUAAAUGAAAUGUAAAUAUUAAAGAAA
Xyrauchen texanus (razorback sucker) is the source of this 2880-nucleotide messenger RNA. It is a transcript of the gene slc9d1, whose product is annotated as transmembrane and coiled-coil domains 3. Gene Ontology annotation, molecular function: potassium:proton antiporter activity. The transcript has 14 exons. Gene Ontology annotation, cellular component: membrane. Lineage: Eukaryota; Metazoa; Chordata; Actinopteri; Cypriniformes; Catostomidae. Gene Ontology annotation, biological process: potassium ion transmembrane transport; proton transmembrane transport. The record is from RefSeq and is a predicted model, not a curated record. Bases 269 to 2278 code for a protein of 669 amino acids.